This is a messenger RNA of Trichechus manatus latirostris (Florida manatee), 648 nucleotides long. It is a transcript of the gene TMEM235, whose product is annotated as transmembrane protein 235. The coding region runs from base 1 to 648 and encodes 215 amino acids. Lineage: Eukaryota; Metazoa; Chordata; Mammalia; Sirenia; Trichechidae. The record is from RefSeq and is a predicted model, not a curated record. The transcript has 4 exons. Gene Ontology annotation, cellular component: apical plasma membrane.
AUGGCCCGGCUGGGCGCCCUGCUGGUGGCCGCCGCCCUGGGCGCGCUGCUCAGCUUCGCGCUCCUGGCCGCCGCCAUCGGCAGCGACUACUGGUACAUCCUGGAGGUGGCGGGCGCCGGCAGCCGCAGCAGCCCCGGACGCACCGAGCGGCUGUCCUCGCACUCGGGGCUCUGGCGCAUCUGCGAAGGACAGAACGGCUGCAUCCCCCUCACUGAUCCCUUUGCCAGCGAGAGCCUGGACGUGUCCCCCUCCGUGCAGCACCUCAUCUGCCUGCACCGCGUGGUCAUGGUGGUGCUGCCCCUGAGCCUCGUCCUCACGGUGUGCGGCCGGCUCUGCAGCCUGCUCAGCCCCCUGGCCCAGAGCGUCCCUCUGUUGCUCUUCACUGGCUGCUACUUCCUGCUGGGGGGUGCCCUGACCCUGGCAGGCAUCAGCGUCUACAUCAGCUACUCGCACCUGGCCUUCGCGGAGCCAGCCCACCAGUACGGGGCCCACCAUGUGCAGGCCGUGUGCAUCAGCUUCGGCUGGUCCUCCGCCCUAGCCUGGGGCUCCUGUGCAGCUGAGACCCUCAGCGGAGCCCUCCUGCUGGUGGCCACCCGCGUCCUCAGCCUGAGCCAGCGGCCUGGCGGCCCCCACUCCGUGGUCAUCUAA